CUCAAGGGCAAGUGUGGUUCCACCCGGCAGGUGGAGGAGUGAUGUCCCAUGCCUGCGGCAGAUGAUGACAAGGAUGACUCAGGGACUGAAUCCGGCGACCAGCAGCGGCGAGUGCUGGUUGACCAGGUGAAGAGCAAUCAGAAGGCGUCGGUACCCUUCCAGCAAGCCUGGCGCUCCUACUGCGAUGCCCACGGCGGCGGCUUCUAUGAUCCCGCCAGGCACUCGGCUCAGUUCCUGGAGGACUUCCUGAAGACGGCGGCGAAAGGUACGAAGAGCAAAGCAAAGAAGGAGAGCGAGAGCAGCGAGAGCUCCAGCAGAAGUCGUGCGCGGAGACGUCGCAGACAUGGCCGGCGGCACACUCGCGGGCGCAGGCGCCGGAGGGAGAGGCGGGAUCGGCGAGAUCGGCGAGGCCGGAGGCGCAAGAGAUCGCGCUCCUCUUCGUCGGCGCUACCGUCCCGUGCCACCGCCAUCAAGGGCGCUGAGCGUGCCGUGGCCGCCGCCACCAAAGAGCUCGAGGCGCUGAGCGCGAAUGCCGUGGAUGACGAGGAUGCCAUCCAGGAGGAGCAGAGGAGGAAAGAGGUGGAAAAGGCGCUGGAGAAGGUCCAGUCUGAUGCGGCAGCUGAGCUGCAGGAGAAGUUGCGGGAGGCCGAGGCCAGGCUGGCGGAGGAGAAGCAGACGCGGCUCAGCGAGGCCGAGGACAAGCUGAAGCAGGCCAUCGUGGAGCGGCUGAAAGAUGCGGAAGUCAAGUUCCGGGCGGAGGAGCAGGGCCGGAUCGAGGACGCCCGGCUGAAGGCCAAGGCGCGUGUCAAGGCGUUGAUGGACGAGGUUCCCACAGGCAUUCAUGGAUCCCGACCGAGUAUCUGGGCUGGAGGCGCGGCCCAAGAUCGAGGCCUCCUGGGCCGAGCAGAUCUCGGGGCUGGCGCAGCGUGCGAGAAUUGCGCGAGAGGCGGCGGACGCCCUACGGUCCGGGAAGGCCAAGAAUGGCAGCGCAUGAUGGCCUGAUCAAGUUGAAGCUUGCCGGAGGUGCGCCGACCGGCAAGGUCAAGACCCUGGCCUUGGCAAGCGCCGGUGUGACGAGGGCGGGCG
Molecule: messenger RNA, 1086 nt
Organism: Effrenium voratum
Lineage: Eukaryota; Dinophyceae; Suessiales; Symbiodiniaceae
Source: the annotation of a GenBank genome assembly